UGGAAGCAUGGAGUUGUAACCAUUGGAUCACCAGGGAAGUCCCCAUUGUGUGUUUCUGUGUCCCAAAACACUUCAUCUUACCCAAGACACCGUAAUACACGGUGAUAACUACUCCCCUGGUAGGGUUGUCUUGAUGAUCAAAGGAGUUGCCCGGGUGAUAAUUAUAGUUAUACUAUUAUUCACCCCACCCCCUUCACCUCCAGGGGUCUCCACAGGGGUACCAUUCCUGCUUCCUGCCUCAAGUCUCUCUCAGGUCCCCAGAAAAUAUUUUCGAUCACUUCCCUGUUGUGCAGGGGGUGACCCUUCAGGCAGGUGGAAAGCCAGGUUUCCUACAAUUGGAUGACUGUGUGUUCCAGGCACUGAAAGGAGAAGUGAGGACAGAGACGUAGAGAGACAGGGCGGGAGAAGUGCAGAGAGACAGAGACGUGGAGAGACAGAGAGAGACGAGGAGAGAGACAAGCAAGAGGCUAAGCAAGGAGGACGUGAGACAAGACAAGCUCGGCUGCCCCUGGAGCUCCGGCCCCGCCUUCAUGCCCAGCAGGUGCUCCACCUGGCCCAUCCUCCCAGGUAAACCUCAGCCGGUGCUGCAGGUGGUCUGACCCACAGUCCCCCCCAGAGACACCCGAGGAGGUCUGCAGGCAAGAGGAUGGCCCAGGUGCUGCACGUGUCAGCCCCCUUCCCAGGGACCCCCGGCCCAGCCUCCCCGCCUGCUUUCCCCUCUAAAGAGCCUGAGGUCCCCUACUCGGUGGAGACGCCCUAUGGCUACCGCCUCGACCUGGACUUUCUCAAGUACGUGGACGACAUCGAGAAGGGCCACACGCUGCGGCGGGUGGCCGUGCAGCGCCGACCCCGCCUGGGCUCCCUGCCCCGCGGGCCCGGCUCCUGGUGGACGUCCACCGAGUCUCUCUGCUCCAAUGCCAGCGGGGACAGCCGCCACUCAGCCUACUCCUAUUGCGGCCGUGGCUUCUACCCGCAGUACGGCGCCCUGGAGACACGCGGUGGCUUCAACCCACGAGUGGAGCGCACGCUGCUGGACGCCCGUCGCCGCCUGGAGGACCAGGCAGCCACCCCUGCCGGUCUGGGCUCCCUGACCCCCAGCGCGGCCGGCUCAACGAGCUCACUGGUGGGAGUGGGGCUGCCGCCCCCGACACCGCGGGGAUCAGGACUGUCCACGCCAGUGGCACCCAGCGCCGGGCACCUGACCCACGUGCGGGAGCAGAUGGCGGGGGCCCUACGGAAGCUGCGGCAGCUGGAAGAGCAGGUGAAACUGAUCCCUGUGCUCCAGGUGAAGCUGUCGGUGCUGCAGGAGGAGAAGCGACAACUCACGGUGCAGCUCAAAAGCCAGAAAUUCUUGGGCCAUCCUGCAGGAGCCCGGGGCCGUGGCGAGCUCUGUCUGGACCUCCCCGAGGCCCCCGAGGACCCAGUGGCCCUCGAGACCCGGAGCGUGGGCACCUGGGUCCGAGAGCGGGACUUGGGCGUGCCUGAUGGGGAGGCAGCCCUGGCCGCUAAGGUGGCCGUGCUGGAGACCCAGCUCAAGAAAGCACUCCAGGAGCUACAGGCAGCUCAAGCCCGGCAGGCCGACCUCCAGCCCCAGGCCUGGCCGCCGCCAGACAGCCCAGUCCGUGUGGACACCGUCCGGGUGGUGCAGGGGCCAAGAGAGGUGGAGGUGGCGGCCAGCACAGCGGCGGGAGCCCCUGCUCAGCGGGCCCAGAGUCUGGAGCCCUACGGGGCAGGGCUGCGGGCCCUGGCGACAUCCAAUGGGCCCGAGAGCCCCCCUGUGUUCCGCAGCCACGAGGUGAUGGAGACAGUGUCCCCAGUGCCCACUGCAUCCACCAGCAACGUCCACCAGGUGAAGAAGAUCAGUAUCACAGAGCGCAGCUGUGAUGGGGCAGCAGGUCAUCCACAGGCUCCUGCAGAAUCGUCCUUAUCACCCCCGGAGUCUGAGGGCGCCACCCAGGCGCAGCCAGAGAAGAACACAGGCCAGGUGCCUGCCCACGACGACACCACCAUCAAGGAGCCCAUCAGGCAAGCAGCCUGUCCGGAAUCAGAGUUGGAGGAGUCUGGGGGUGCAGGAGGGGCCCAGGCAGGCGUGCGGUCCAUCAUGAAGCACAAAGAGGAGCCCACAGACCCAGAGGCCCACCGGAGGAGCCUCCAGUUCGUGGGAGUCAAUGGCAGCGUCUCCCCCAGGUAUGAGUCCUCCUCCGAGGACUCCAGUACCGCAGAGAACUUCUCGGACAAUGAGAGCACAGAGAACGAGGCCCCAGAGCCAGAGGAGAGGGUUCCACGUGUGGCUGAAGCCCCCCAGCUCAGGCCCAAGGAGACGGUGAAGGCCAAGACGAGCCGGGAGGAGUCUCCACUGAACCAGGAGUCUCUGCACACGCCCACAGCUGAGGGGGCAUCAGGAUCAAGUGCAAAAGACGAGAUCCGGAUGGAGCUGAGUCCUGACCUCAUCUCAGCCUGCCUGGCCCUGGAGAAGUACCUGGAGAACCCCAAAGCCCUCACCGAGCGGGAGCUGAAGGUGGCCUACACCACGGUGCUGCAGGAGUGGCUGCGCCUGGCCUGCCGCAGCGACGCCCACCCGGAGCUCGUGCGGCGCCACCUGGUCACCUUCCGGGCCAUGUCGGCGCGGCUGCUGGACUACGUGGUCAACAUUGCCGACAGCAAUGGCAACACAGCGCUGCACUAUUCCGUGUCCCACGCCAACUUCCCCGUGGUGCGGCAGCUGCUAGACAGUGGUGUCUGCCAGGUGGACAAGCAGAACCGCGCUGGCUACAGCCCCAUCAUGCUCACCGCCCUGGCCACCCUGAAGACCCAGGAUGACAUCCAGACCGUCCUACAGCUCUUCCGGCUUGGAGACGUCAAUGCCAAAGCCAGCCAGGCGGGGCAGACAGCCCUGAUGCUGGCGGUCAGCCACGGGCGCGUGGACGUGGUCAAAGCCCUGCUCGCCUGCGAGGCGGACGUCAACGUCCAAGAUGACGACGGCUCCACGGCCCUCAUGUGUGCCUGCGAGCACGGCCACAAGGAGAUCACAGCACUGCUGCUGGCCGUGCCCAGCUGUGACAUUUCCAUCACCGACCGUGAUGGGAGCACGGCUCUGAUGGUGGCCUUGGACGCAGGACACAGUGAAAUUGCAUCCAUGCUGUAUUCCCACAUGAACAUCAAGUGCUCGUUUGCCCCGAUGUCAGAUGAUGAGAGUCCUGCAUCAUCCUCUGCAGAGGAGUAGCUGUGAGAAGAGCCCCAGGUGCCACUCCUGGGGACCAGGCAGCCCCGGAAAGAACUGGCCCUCGUCUCCUCCCUGCCCAGCCCCCACUCGAUCCACCAAGGUCCCGGGAUCAAAGGCAAUCGGGGUUUUCCUCUGCUUCCCAGGGGGAGACCCCAACAGCGUGGAGACUUCAGAUGAAAGUGGGUUUUUUCCCAGUACCCUGGUUCAAAGCAGCCGAAGCACAGACUGGAGCUAAACUCGUAUGUAAAUCAGCGCCAGUGGCUGGCUCUGAGGCGUGGGUUUGUGAGGAACGCUGAGAACAAUCAACUGGCAAUUAUAGAUGGAGGAGGGUAAGAGGGAAAAAUAUUGUAUUUCUGAAUCACACAGUUGGAGGGGGAAAGGGGGGAAAAAUGACUUACUUGUUGCCAAAUUUGAAAGUCACUGGAAUCGUGUAUUUUCACUUUAAGCCUAAAUGUUGUUACGCACGGAUCGCAUCAAGAGUGGCCUGACACCCGGUCCCCCUCCACUUAACUGUCUGGUAUACAAUUGAGUUCUGUCCGCUGCCCCCUGCUCAGGCGACUUUCUUGGUGGCAUUCUCUUGUGGCCUCUUCACAAAGCAGGUUCUGUCUCUGUCAUCCAGGGCGGGAAGUUUAGUCGUUUCUUCUGCCUUCUAUUCUUCCCACUGCGAGCAACCCCCCCCCACCCCCGCCCCCACUAAGGUGUGGGGUUCAGGAGCCAGCCGCCGAGGUGUGCAAGUUGUGCCUUUCUUGAGAUUCCCCAGAAUCUCCUCCAUGCAGGGGGGCCCUGGCAAAUAUUCAUCUUCCUAGAAAAUCCUUUAGACCUGGACAUGUAGGAAAUGAAUCCAGUCCCCACAGGGGUGCCUACAUCCCUAGGCUUAGAACCCCAGUGACGAGGCCAUUCUUCUCCCAGACUCCAGAAUGUCUCUCCUCUAAGGAAAGAAAACAGGGCAUGAGAUUGUUGGCAAGCAUAGGCCCAGUUCCAAAAAUCCCAUGUGUGCUCGAUUAAAAGUUGGCUGCCCCCGAGGGCUCCCAGUGCAAACUUAAAGAGACAGAGCUUUGCCGAAAACCAAACAAGGGCCAGCUGGUUGUUGUGUUUUUUUUUUUUUUAAACAACCUACAGGCUUUCCGGAGCCGCCUGGAACACAGCCUGCUGGAAACGGGGCUCUCCCAAAACACGCAGUUUCCUGCAUGGCCUAUUUUGUCUCAGAAUCGCAACAUAGUUUUCUUUCCCGUUCCUUCCUUUUGUGACCAAAAAAGUAAGAGAAAAGGAAACAAGGCGGGGGAGGAGGGGGACAGGUUCUAAGCCUCAAAAAGUGCCUUGUGACUGGGGAGUGAGAUCCUUUAGUCUUCAGACGUCCUGUCCUCUCUUGUCCAGCUCUCAGCAUAGCCACCAGGGUGGGCGCUAAAACCCCAGCAAGACGGGUCAAGCCCUCGGCACUACACGCGUUCAUUCAACAAAGCCAAGUGCUGGCUUCUCUCCUAGAAAAGUAGGUUUCCUGGCCUGAUGGAGUCUGCUCACUUUGAUUAUGAUGGAAGGGAUAGUACCUAAGACAAGAGAGCUUGGACGGUCAAAGGAGAGAGACACCCCCGUUUGUGUGUGUACGUGUGAGUGUAAAUGAAAAGGAAGGGAAACCCAAGCUGACUGGGGGGUAACCACUGACAGGAGGCCACAGCUUUGGGCAGCUUUGAGAAGCGGUACGAGAGUUGUGUGUCUAUGUGUCUGGCCCUGGAGCCAUGGGUGCGUUUAUUUUAAGCUUCUAGAAGCAGCUCAUUGACCACCGCGCCCCCACCUCCCAGCCCCACCGUGAGUCCAUAAAUAUCCCUGUGUGUUCCUUUCUCCCUGCCCUUACCCCUUGGGCUUGGCGUGGUAGGUUACAGGGGGUUCUGUGCCUGACCCCGCUCUCUUCUCGCAUGUAUUCAAGACCUUUUACUUCACUUUCCGACCAUGGUACGUCCAUAAAGACAGUAUUACACUUAAAUGAAGUAUUCCUUUUUGUAAUCAUUUUUUAGAAGGUAAAGGAAUUUAAUAAAGCUACCUUAUGAGAAGGCCAAA
Molecule: messenger RNA, 5275 nt
Organism: Odocoileus virginianus texanus
Lineage: Eukaryota; Metazoa; Chordata; Mammalia; Artiodactyla; Cervidae
Source: RefSeq, a predicted model, not a curated record